AUGUUUGCAUUUUUAAUUUUGAUAUUUCAAUAUUCUAACAAUAUUUCUUUCGAAUCUUGGAACAUUAAAAAAAUCUCAGAAGGAACUUUUCGUUUAAAGGCUAAAAGAACAUUAUCAGAAAAUAUAUUUAAAAAGUCAAAAAGUGAAUCCACAGAAAACCUAUUAGAUGCAUUAGAAAAAGAAGAAAUAAAAGAGAAACCAGAUGAAAUGGAGAAAAAUCUUGUAAAAUCAAAAGCACAGAAAUCAAUUUUUCAUUCAUUUAAUAUACCAGAACCUUCAGAAACAAUAGUAGAGAUAUUAAAUGAAAAUAAUGUUAACAAACAAAAAGUAACCAAAUGUAAAAAAUUCAUUGAUAGUUUCCUUUUUUCUCUUAUUUCCUUGUCAUUACCACUCUAUUUGGUUUAUUUAAGUCAUAUGGAAUACGAUUCUAAAACGAAUGUUAAUUGUGAAAAACGUCAUUUUCUAAUGAGUUAUUGUAUUCUAAUGAUUUCAUGUUUAAUAUGCUUACUCUAUCAUAAGGUAGCAUAA
Molecule: messenger RNA, 528 nt
Organism: Plasmodium gallinaceum
Lineage: Eukaryota; Apicomplexa; Aconoidasida; Haemosporida; Plasmodiidae
Product: Plasmodium exported protein, unknown function
Exons: 2
Coding region: 1-528 (175 amino acids)
Source: RefSeq, a predicted model, not a curated record